This is a messenger RNA of Rhipicephalus sanguineus (brown dog tick), 1087 nucleotides long. Its product is annotated as TNF receptor-associated factor 3-like. Gene Ontology annotation, biological process: regulation of canonical NF-kappaB signal transduction; protein K63-linked ubiquitination; positive regulation of JNK cascade. NCBI's taxonomy places the organism in Eukaryota, Metazoa, Arthropoda, Arachnida, Ixodida, Ixodidae. The transcript has 2 exons. Gene Ontology annotation, molecular function: tumor necrosis factor receptor binding; ubiquitin protein ligase binding. The coding region runs from base 72 to 671 and encodes 199 amino acids. Gene Ontology annotation, cellular component: cytoplasmic side of plasma membrane; plasma membrane signaling receptor complex. The record is from RefSeq and is a predicted model, not a curated record.
AGCCCGGUGACAAGAACAGCCAUUCCGCUCCUGUGUGCGAAUGAAGAAGCCACGUCUGAAUCAACACCACCAUGCCGGGUCUUCGACGAGUGCACUGUUUUUGCGAACACCCCGUCGCAGGCGUCAACUGGCGACCGACUCGCUUUGUCGAGGAAGUGCCCAGCUCGCGCGUUUGUGGCCUCUGCCGCAUGAUUCCCAAGCGGAUAAAGGUGCUUCCGUGCGGCCACCUUCUAUGCCAGUCGUGCCACGCAACUACCCAAGGAUCCCGUGGGCGGUGUCCCUUGGAUCAAGAGCCGUUCGAGGAACCUGAAUGUGACAGCUAUGAUUUGCCUACCAGAAAAGCGAACGCCUUGAAGGUAUACUGCUGGAAUAAAGGACAUGGAUGCGAAUUCGAGGGAUCCAUGGAAGAUAUGCUACGACACUACGAGAAUGAGUGCACAUGGCACACCGUGGAGUGUUUGCGAUGUUGCGAGGAAGUCCUGCACAGGAACCUAUCAACACACUACGUGGCCGGAUGCAGAGCCCUUGUUUCUUCAGCACGCGCAGGUAACGCGUCCUCGGACUCUCAAGUAUUGACCCUUCAAGAAGUGACGGCUGCUCUCGGAGAACUGAAGAUGCUCAUCAGGGACGCCAAUCACGAGCAGCUGCUACCUGCGAUCCAGAGUCAAUGAAUGAGCUGAUUGAGCAGAUCCGGAACCAGGAGUCCAGGUCGGCCGUGAUCACGCGCAGUGUGUCCGCAGCUGCAACGUCAGAGUUGGCUCAAGUCACAGCAGCGAGUACCUCGACCUCGUUGCAACAGGGAACUAUUCGGCAGAAUCCGACUGAGGAAGCAGGCACACCAUCGAGCUCUCGGUCCUGCUCGGAGCAGACGUCGAUGCCUCGACAGCUGGAGCCCCUAGUGGACCUGCCGCGAGAUGUUCUCCAAGCCAUGCGCAAAACAUCCUCGCAAGAUUAUCCUCAGCACGCCAUUACUUAUAUUUUUGGAAGUUUUAAAUGUCAUUUAGGGUUAGCCGGACUGCUGUCAACGGCAGUCACGUGGAGGGAAGUGUUUGGAACCGUGAAAUGUAUUCUGUCGCUCUCAAAUGUA